AGCUCGCUAGAGUCAUUUGCUGACCCGUGUUUGAGUGAGAGAGAGGAGCAAGGAGGAAGACUGGCUUGCGUUAAGAGCUGUCGAAGACGGACAGAUAACAAUACCGAAUACUUGAUCAUAUCUAUUCACUCUCUGCUUUUGAGUUGCGCCGGUCGCUAAAAGUUCCCGUUUUGGAAACCGUCCAAAAUGGGAUUCCGCAAAAAGACCAACAAGAACCCGCCGGUGUUGAGCCACGAGUUUAUCAUCCAGAACCAUGCAGAUAUUGUUUCCUGUGUUGCUAUGGUGUUCCUCCUCGGGUUGAUGUUUGAGGUCACCUCGAAGGUUGCAGUGCUGUUCAUCACUGUCCAAUACAACGUUACCAUCUCUGAAAAUGAAGGCCUAUCAGAGGAGAGCGUGGUGAACCACUUCCACCACGGGCUGAAGGAUCUGGCUACGAUCUUCUUCUACAUGCUGGUGGCCAUCAUCAUCCACGCUAUCAUUCAGGAGUAUGUACUGGACAAAAUCAACCGAAAGAUGCACUUCUCUAAGACCAAGCACAGCAAGUUCAACGAGUCAGGCCAGCUCUCUGCUUUCUACCUGUUCUCCUUCGGAUGGGGAACCAGCAUCCUCAUGUCUGAGAACUUCCUGUCCAACCCAGUGAGUCUGUGGGAUGGAUACCCUCAUGCCCUGAUGACGUUCCAGAUGAAAUUCUAUUUUAUCAGCCAGAUGGGCUACUGGCUUCACGCUCUGCCUGAGAUCUACUUCCAGAAGACCAAGAAGGAGGAUAUUCCCCGACAGUUGGUGUAUAUCUCUCUGUACUUAGUUCACAUCACAGGAGCAUACAUUCUCAAUCUGAAUCGUCUGGCUCUGGUCCUGCUGGUGCUGCACUGCUUCGUAGAGCUUCUCUUCCACGUGUCCCGCCUGGUCUACUUCAGCAACGAGAAGAGACAGACUGGGUUCUCCAUCUGGGCGGUGCUGUUUGUCCUUGGACGGCUGCUCACCCUGUCCCUGUCUGUCCUGACUGUGGGCUUCGGCCUGUCCAACGCUGAUCAACAGGGACUGGACCUGGCUAACGGGAACUUCAAUGUGCUCAUAGUUCGGAUCACUGUGCUGGCUACCAUCUGUGUGACUCAAGCCUUCAUGAUGUGGAAAUUCAUCAACUUCCAGCUGAGGAGGUGGAGAGAGCAGGCCCAGGCCCAGCCCCAGCCCGUGAAACCCAAGAAGCUCCAAGCUCCCAAGACCAAGUCCAAGAAAGACAAAGCCAAUGGAGUGAACGGAGUGAGUUCCAACGGAGCCGAUUCGCCGAGAGCAAAGAAAGAGAAGUCUUCGUAAACUACCCCCACCCCCUUCUCAGUUCCUCCAACCAAUCCCCUUCAGGCAGCAUCCAGCCUUCUCAUUCCACUGCUCUGUAUGCUGUCUAUGGCCCAAUCCCAAAUCCAUCCCUAGACCCUUGUAGAGAUCUAAGAGGAAAUGAUUGAUUCAAGCAAUAUGGUGAAACUUCCACCUAGAAUAUCAGAGAGCCGAGUUGUACUGAGCCCAUAUUGAUUACACCUGUCAUAUCAUCUCAGAUCCCCUCAAGGGGGUUUCAUUUGGGACUGUUCAUCUACAACAGCUACUAAAGGAGGACAACUCCUUCCAACAGGACUACAAGAUCCAGAAUGCAUCUUGGCUUCAUCUGCUUGUUGCCAAUCUCCAGUGCUGACCAUUCCCAGAAUCAUUGUGACACUGCUGUGUCAUUAUUACAGCGAAAGAAAACCAUGAAAGAACAAAGAACUUAUUUAAAAGUGCCUAUUCAUAGACUGUACAGGAUGUGCAGAUUUAAAAUGUCAGGAAUGAUAUAAGCUCAGUAUUUCAGUAAACCCCCCCCAAGCCAGUUAUGUUAUUUAUCACUCUGUGUCCUGUGACAUGUUCUGUUUCUUUAACAAAAGGUCUUCUUGAUUCAGUCCCAUUUAUUUGGAACCGUCUGAGGAGAAAUGCACCUGCUGACCUUCUAUUUUAAAUGACCUCAUUUCCUGUUUUUUUUUGUGUGUGGGGGGUGGGGGUUAUUUUUUUCAUCAACACAGACAGGUUUGUAGAAUGGAUAGGUGUAAUUGGUUCAUUGGAAUGGGUGGGUGUAAUUGGUUCAUUGGAAUGGAUGGGUGUAAUUGGUUCAUUGGAAUGGAUGGGUGUAAUUGGUUCAUUGGAAUGGGUGG
Oncorhynchus gorbuscha (pink salmon) is the source of this 2171-nucleotide messenger RNA. RefSeq names its product translocating chain-associated membrane protein 1-like 1. NCBI's taxonomy places the organism in Eukaryota, Metazoa, Chordata, Actinopteri, Salmoniformes, Salmonidae. Gene Ontology annotation, biological process: SRP-dependent cotranslational protein targeting to membrane, translocation; protein insertion into ER membrane. The record is from RefSeq and is a predicted model, not a curated record. Gene Ontology annotation, cellular component: endoplasmic reticulum membrane. The transcript is spliced from 11 exons. The coding region runs from base 187 to 1311 and encodes 374 amino acids.